AGUUUUUCCUUUUCUCUAUUUAUAUGCAUUAUAUAUCAAGAAGAAACAGUUGAUAUAAGAUAACAAUUUGUAAUAUUUAUUAAACCGAAAAAACCGGUGUUUCUCAAUAAUUCUAAAUUCAAAACCGGAAUUAUAGUUACGCAAUGUUUACGUUUAAACAUGAUAGUAAUGAUACGCAAUUUAUCAAAAUUUUAUUAAUAUGAAAGUAUAAUUCUUGAAUAUUGCAGAAUUACAAAUGCAGAAUUAAUUUAAAGUGAAAGUUUUAUAGCAAAGUAGUGGAUCCUUGCUAGAAAUAUUCCAUUUUUAUGUGUGAGAAAUAUUUGACCUAUAAAUUAAUUCGAUACUUUUGGAUUUACUCAUUCCUAUUGAAAUCGCCAUCUUUUUUUUUGGUAUUGGAAGUGGUUUUAGUAGUAGUUGGUCGAAAAAUAGACUAAAGUUAUAGAAACUAGUGAAGACUAUUUUGACAAUUAAGUUUUUAUAUUAUUUUAUUUAUAAAUAAAGUUGGAAUUUUGUAAAGGAAGAUCCACACCGAAUCAAUUUAUAAAUCUAAAUAGAACACGCUAAGCCAAUCGUUACCAGGAAAUUCUUUUGGUCAAUUCUUUUAAUAUUCGAACGAUUGAAGUUCAGGUUCAAAAACCAUACCGUGGCGGAAUGGACUCUAGGAUUACUUACGAAUUUUAAUGAAUGGAUUUUUUUUUUAAUAAAGCCGAUGACGUCAAUCUUUUUUAACAAGAAAUUACAUUACGCGAAGCAAUUCUUAGCUACGCCAUUCAAUUGCCAUACGAGAAAAAUCGUAAAAUUAGUCUAAGCAGUUUAAGAAAAUUGCUCUCUUUCGAAUCGUUAAAUGAGCAGAACACGCACGUGUCGAUGAAUUCCCGUUGCCUCGCGCCCACCUUCUAGCCUAAAGGUUUUCGGUUUUUCUCUCUACAGACUUCGCUGAGGAGACUUCGCCCCACCAUCAUCUUCAUUAUAAUACCGCGGGACAUUUCAGAACCGUUGGUCGGGCUCUGAUCGACUCGUACGAUACAGUUGAUCCGUGGUCAUCCAGCAGGAUAGAAGGAUCCACCUGGAAAGCCGCGAGGCCGAUCAGCUCCUCUUCUUCCACGUUCUCUUUCUUCCUCCCUUCCUGAAAGUGUAUGCGACAAACGUCAACAUCUCGGAGCUACCAUGAGUUUAUCUGGAAGACUAGAGUGUCGCAUCGUCUGGUUUCUCUGACGGCCGACGGAGAAAUGAAAAUGCAAAAGUUCACGUAAUAACACAAUUUCUGCUCAGAUCAAAACGUUUCGAAAACGUUAACGUGAUCGAAUAACGUGAGAGAAUCCAAUCCGUCCGAAUGCCGAGACGAGUACUCGAGUUCAUGACGAAUUAAAUUCCUGACAUUUCUAAAAAUGUCAGGAGGAUCUUGACAGAGGAUUUCGUUCUUGCUUUCGUCCAAGAGAGAGAGAGAGAGAGAGAGAGAGAGAGACCCAGUCGAGUAUUUUGCGAAUUAAUUUGCCUGUCGGCAAAAUCAAGAGAACCGAAAAGAGGAGGAACUCUCUUUUUCUCAGCUGAUCCUGGCGAGAACGAGAGAUCCAAAGAUUCUUAGCAUCGAGCUUCGCUGAUUACGUGAAAUCGGUGAGGCUCGCAUGAAUUUUCUGUAAAUACCAAAUAAAAAUCUUUUCUGUGAACACUUGGAAGAUAAAUACGUGGGGCACGAUGCGUCUGCCGUUUUUAAUUCUGCUCGUACUUUCCGCGCACGCCGAGAAGGAAACGUCUAUCGAGACGCCGAGCGGUGUCUCAGAUGAGCCGAUUUUGCGAGUACGAAGCUUGCCAGCGACGACCAAUGUGGUCGAAAAGAACUGGACCAGCUUGGCGGAGAUGCUGGACGUUUUUAGUGUGCGUAAUUUAGUAAGAAAUUGGAUCGAAGGAAAGUACCCCAUCGGAGCACAAUGCGACAAAGACAUCACGAUGUACGUCGAGGGUCUGAAGAACAAAGAAUUGUGGGCUCUUAAAGUCGAUGAUGCAUCCGGUAGAUUCACCAACGGAUUUUUCUGGGGUAACUCUUAUUUUACGGGAUCAGCCAGCGAAUGUGACUAUAUCGGAAAGAACGCUGUACAUGACACAUAUUCAAAGAACUAUAUAAAAAAUUCCAAAGAUACUACGUUCGAGGAAGUUCGUGAAUUUAACAUGGAGCCACGAAAAAGAAUCAAUAAGGGUCUUAGUGGAACCAAUAUCUGGACUCAAGCAAACUCUGUCGAAAUGCCUUUCCAAUUGGGAUUUUAUAUGCUGAAACUUUCUGUAAAUGUAUCCUAUGCACCAACAAGACUGAUUCACUUGGGCGUUUGUCUACCGUAUUCGUGUUCUGCUUCCGACGUCGCCGUGAUCGGAAAACUCGCUGCGAGCGAGUUUGCAGCGAAACACUCAUCAAUUGAAAAAGUCAGAGACCAGCACAAUCCGUAUGACAUGUACACAGAUCCGAUUUUCUGGAUUCUAUCGGGUGUCAGUGCGGUGAUGCUGAUAUUGAUGAUCCUCGGCACUGGGUACGAUUAUUAUCUAUCAAAAAAAUUAGCUCCCAAGAAAAAUGUAAUCUAUGAUUUGGAGAAGCAUGGAAAACUCGAUCAUCUCACUAAUGGCGAUCGAAAGAUAAAUGCUGUUCAAGGUAAGGCCUACCUUCCUGUUCCAGUGGCAGAUUCUAGCAACGGCACACAAUCGAUUAAUAAUAACAACGGUCACGAGAAUGGUUUGCAACCGUCCCCCAUCAAGGAGGAGCAACAUCUUAGCAUCUUCGAGGAGCUUCUUCUUUCAUUUUCCGUUACUGCCAAUAUGAAAAUUAUCUGCGACCGUAACGUCGGAGGAGACACAAUUAGCACCGUACACGGACUGAGAGCGAUAUCGAUGGCCUGGGUCAUCCUCGGACACACAUGCAUUGUCGUUUUUAAGUACUCGGACAACAUGGAAUAUCGCAAAGUGGUGGAGAAGCGAUUCCUCUUCCAGACUAUUACAAACGGGGCUUUUAGCGUCGAUACCUUCUUCUUCAUGGGCGGUUUGCUCGUGAGCUUUCUGUAUUUCAGAACCAACGCCAAGGGAGACCUGAAGAGACUCACGCAAGGCACGCGAGGCUUCGCCUCGGGCACCCUGAAAUUCAUUGGGCUUCUUUUGUACCGAUUUUGCAGGCUCACCACGCCGUACAUGUUUGUGCUGGGUGUAGUCGAGGUCUCGAUGAAGUAUUUCUACGCAAAUUCCGUUUUCGAGCCGCCCACAGCGGAUCAUUAUAAUUGUCCAAAUUAUUGGUGGAGGAAUUUGCUUUAUAUCAAUACCUGGUUUCCCGUCGAGCAAAUGUGCAUGCUUUGGAGUUGGUAUUUAGCGGACGAUACACAGUUUUACAUUGUGGGCGGAGUGAUAUUGAUAUUGGCUACGAAUCAUUUCAAAAUCGCAGCUUGCGCAUUAGUUAGUCUAUUAAUAAGCUCGUGGGCAACCACCGGUUACAUCGCUUUAGUCAAUAAUCAUAUGCCAAGCUCAGACGAUCCCUUGGCCCUCUUCGACAAGAUCUAUGACAAGCCGUGGACGAGAUUGGGCCCCUAUCUGAUCGGCAUGUCUGUCGGUUACUUCCUCUUCAAGACUGAUUGUAAAAUGAAAAUGUCUAAGACUACCGUCGUCGUGGGAUGGCUCUUAUCUUCCGCAUGUCUUUUGAGUUUGCUUUAUGGUCUAUACGAAGCGGAACUCGCGCCUGUGACUGCAGCUGCGUAUUCAUCGUUGAGCCACAGCGCGUGGGCGCUAGGUCUAGCGUGGAUUGUAAUAGCGUGCAGUACUGGUUACGGUGGAUAUGUAAAUAAGAUUCUGUCGUGGCCACUCUUGUAUCCAUUCAGCAGAGUGACCUACUGCUCCUACUUAGUUCAUCCGCUUGUAAUUCGUCUAACUGCUAUGAAUUUAGAUUCUCCAUUUCAUCUAGGAAAAGACAUAGUGAUGAUAACAUUUUUGGGACAGCUUAUACUGUCGUAUGCGCUAUCGUUUGUAGUAUCAGUCACUUUUGAAGCACCGGUGGUCAGUAUGUUGAAGAUUCUCUCGCCAAAAAAGCGAAAACGUAUACAAUAGAUAUUAAAAUAUGUAUUUAAUGUGUAUAUCAUAUGACCGUACAAUUAUUUAUACAAUCUUAUCUAUACAUUAUAUAUAAUAUAAUUUCAUAAAGAUCUGCAAAGAACAAUGGAAUAUCGGACCGUUCUUACGUACACACAUGUAUUAAUGUAUCGUUUAAUUUGUUUCAAACAUAUUUGAACAACAUUUUACAUAUAACAAUGUAGACUUUUCUGUGUAUUGCUAGAUAUAAAAUAAAUUAUUUUUCUUUGUA
Pogonomyrmex barbatus (red harvester ant) is the source of this 4324-nucleotide messenger RNA. RefSeq names its product O-acyltransferase like protein. NCBI's taxonomy places the organism in Eukaryota, Metazoa, Arthropoda, Insecta, Hymenoptera, Formicidae. The record is from RefSeq and is a predicted model, not a curated record. Gene Ontology annotation, molecular function: acyltransferase activity, transferring groups other than amino-acyl groups.